Messenger RNA from Lethenteron reissneri (Far Eastern brook lamprey), 7966 nucleotides. Its product is annotated as homeotic protein female sterile-like. Gene Ontology annotation, molecular function: peptide binding; G protein-coupled receptor activity. Gene Ontology annotation, biological process: cellular response to hormone stimulus; G protein-coupled receptor signaling pathway. The record is from RefSeq and is a predicted model, not a curated record. Gene Ontology annotation, cellular component: plasma membrane. NCBI's taxonomy places the organism in Eukaryota, Metazoa, Chordata, Hyperoartia, Petromyzontiformes, Petromyzontidae.
UGGUGGCAGUGAUGGUGGUGAUGGUGGUGAUGGUGAUGGUGAGGAUGGUGGUGAUGGUGGUGAUGUGGCGAUGUUUACACCCCGCACCAGACGCGUGCGCGCGCGCACGCACGCGCAUACAUCACUAUGGCGUCAAUGCACGCGCAUCCGGAGGGAGACGUCGCGACGCACGGAUGAAGAAGACACCGGGAGCGGAUGCGGAGACGGCAAACGCAGCGCGGAGGAUACGUCCAGCGGCUGGGGCCAGGGUCUCCCCAUCGCCCCCGUCCAGAUCUCAGCUCCGUCUCCCAGCUCGCAGGGCCACGCUGUCAACUCGCCUUGCUCGUGGGUGCCAGCUUCCAGUCCCUGGCAUCCCAGCAGCUCGCAGCCUUUCGGCUCUCGGCUCUCCAACAAACCGAUCGACCCUGGGGGAAUGAGUAGCACGAUCGGAGGGAACGGCCGCCGUACGUAUGCGUGCUCCGUCGUUUUACCAGCACCACCGCCAACCACCUUUCACUCGACACCAAGGCCCAUCUUCCCCUCUACAUAAAUGGACGAAGACAGCACCACCACCACGGCCUGGUCCAACACCACCACCAGCAGUAGCACCAUGCGUGCCAACACCACCACCUGCCACUGCCGGCUCCAGGCCGUCCGUGGCCGAGCCACUGACAGCCGUCGAGGUGGAGUGCCUGGCCACACUGUGCGUGUGCUCCGUGCUGCUGGCGCUGCUGUUCUGCGCGGGCACCUACGGCAACGUGGCUGUGCUGGCUUCCUUCCUGGACCCGGCCUUGCGCAAGGCACGCUCUAGCCUGGACCUGAUGCUGGUGAACCUGGCGCUCUGCGACCUGCUCGUGUCGUGCGCGCUGGCGCCCACCUUCGCUUUCGUGCUUUUCCUGCAGGAGCACGAAUCCUCCUCCGUCGCCACGGCCACCGCCGCCACCGCGGCCACCACCACAACAAACGGCUACAACAACUACAACCACGGCGACGGCAGUGGCGGUGGCAGCAACGGCAGCGGCCUCCACAGCGGCGGCAACAGCAGCGGCGGUCGUGACAAGAGCAGCGACGACGAGGACAUCAACAUCAUUGUGAACGUGAACAACAAAGACGCCGCCGCCGUCGCCGCCGCCGCCGUGGCGACCACCAUCGCCGCCGCCACCGCCGCCGCAGGCGCGGCCGUCCAGGGCCCCGCGGCCCUUUGCUUGGCCUUCGCGGUCGCGGGCUCGGCGCUCCCCCUGCUCAGCCUGCAGACGGUGGCCAUCAUCGCCGUGCAGAGGCUGCGGCUGGUGCUGGGCCGCCUCCAGCCGGGCCGCUCCUCGACGUCCCUCCCCACCGCCCUCUGCCUCUCGCUGGGCCUGUGGACGCUGGCGCUGACGGUGGCCGCGCUCUCCACCCUGGCCGGCUCACCGGCCGUGCGCGUCCGCCUGUGCGCCUCCUCCUCGUUGGCGGCCGCCUCGACGCCGACCGUCGACCCGACCGCGACCCCGGCUGCCCCUGUCGCGACCCCGAAACCGAUCCCGGGCCACUACUGGAUGGCGGCGGAGACGGCGUCGGUGUCGGCCGCGUGGACGCAGGUGGCGCCGCAGGUGUACGCGGUGGGGUUCGGGGGCUGUCUGGCGCUGGUGGUCGCGUCCUACAGCCUCAUUGCGCACGCGCUGCGGCGCAAGGCCAAGAUUCGACGAUGCGCCAUCAUCACGGUGGACGUGCCCAGGCAACGCGUGCAGCCACGGGGGCUGGCGCCAUCUGGUCACCACCAGCAGCAGCAGCUUCAGAUUCACCAGCAGCAGCAGUCUCAACUUGAACACCAGCAGGAGCUUCAGAAUGACCACCGUCAGCAAGUGAUUCAACGUCAUCAGUCUGAGCAGCAGCAGCAAUCUCAACAGGAGCAGCAGCAGCAGCAGUCCCAACAGCACCAGCAUCAGAAUCAACAGCAGCAGCCACAGCGGUCGGAGCAUCAGUCUCAAAAUCAGCAGCAGCAGUCCCAACGGCACCAGCAGCGGAAUCAACAGCAGCAGCGGUCGGAGCAUCAGUCUCAACAUCAGCAGCAGCAGCAACAGAGUCAUCAUCAGCAGCAGGAGCCUCAACAUCUGCAGCAGCACUCUCAGCAUCAGCCACAGGCCCACGCUCUUGUCAUAAGCAACAACCAGGUCGCGACCCACGCUCGCCACGCCAGGCCCCCCGCCGCCGCCGCCGCCGCCACCGCGCACCUCAACCUCUCCUCCUCCAAGGACUCGCGCGCCCUCGUCACGUGCGUGCUCAUCGUCAUCUCAGCGCUGGUUUGCUGCGCCCCGCUGAGCGCGACGCUCGCGCUCGGGGAGGAGGAGGCGGCCGUGCCGCAGAGCUCGCGGCGCCGCCGCCUCGAGCUGUGCAGCGCAGCCCUCGCCCUCUUCAAGUCGGCGCUCAACCCCUUCCUGUACUCGCGCAGUGGGCCCGGCCUGCGCAGGAGGGUGUCCUGCUGCCUGCGUCUCGUCGUGGCCCUCGGCUGCCUCUGCUGCUGCUGCCGCCCCAAGGCCCGGCUGCAAGGCCACGCCGUUGGAGUCGCGGUCGGCGGCGGUGGCCGUGGCCGCGGCGGCGCCGGCGGAGGCGGCAGAAUCGGCGUGCGGAGGUCAUCGCACCGUGACACCAACUCGGCGUACAUCCUCUCGCCGAGGGCUCCGCGCCGCCAGCUGGUGGACCAGGCGUGCGGCCCCAGCUCCUCCUGCAGGGGAGAGAGGACGUUUCCCAGCAACGACGUCGUCAUGGGCGGCGGACGGGGCGGCGGCCGCGCCACGGACACGGACACGGCGACGGCGGAGCCGGGCCCGUGCGGCGUGCUCGUGUCCGGCUGCCACCCGUACGUGCACCGCAGCGGCGGCAGUGGCACCGGCGGCGUCACCAGCAGCUCGCUAAACACGCGCGUCGAGCCCUACGGCGGCAGCGGCGGCGGCAGCAGCAGCCCCUCGCAGCAGGAGGCCAGCAGCGACGGCGGCUUCGUCCACCUCCCCUACAGAGACGACGACGAAGACGACGACGACGACUGCAACGGAGGCAGCCUCUUCCGUUCCAGCCGGACGCGUUCCCGACUCGGGGCGCUGUCCACAUUUUCAGCCAAUUCGCAACGUCAGCAGCAGGAGCAGCAGCGGCAUCGGUACCAGCAGUAUCAAGAGCAGCAGCAACAGCAAAAUCAGCAGCAGAACGUGGCGAAGCUGUCGGACUUUGUGGCGGAAGGGUUGGCCGGAGAAGCGGGGCAGAUCCCCGUACCUUCUGUUUGAAGCGUUGGGGCAAUGUUUGCGAUAAGAACUCACAAUGGUGAUUUAUAGCCCCUUUGUUGUCAACCCACUGCUGGAUGAGAGCCUCUCUCUCCCAUAACGUGUCAGUCGUAACAUUGCCCCUACAUUUACCUGGCAGAGCCUCGCUGAGUCUCGCCAAGUCUCAAGACUCGUUUUCAGGAGGCUCCUGCAGGGUUGGAAUGUUUGGCCGAUUUCCACGAGUGUUUGGCAUCGUGGCAGGAGUAUAGCAGAGAAAGCCCACCACACAUACAUCAUGGGAAACAGUGAUGGCUCUGCACGGAUAGAUUCAAUCAUCCAUCGCUGUGCUACCAUCUCCUUGUGUCACUCCGCAGCCCCAGGAAGCACCCACCCAUGCAGUCUCCCAUCCGAGUACUAACCAGGCUGAACCCCGCUUAGCUUAAGAUCUGAGGAGAUUCAUACCUUGACGGCACAACGGAAAAUCACCUUCUUUCGUCGGUUUGCCAUAUCGCUCAUUGGUGGGGAUAGAGCAUUCUCCAGCAUGAGACCAAAAAGGAGGAACGCUCACUAACAAUGCGUGAUUCAAACAUUCGCCAUCAACAUUCUGUUGCCAACUCUGAUCCAAUUGUGGCAACAUCCACAUCGCCAUGGCAGGAGGCAUAGGAUGACCGCACUGGCUGACUUUACACAAAUUGGUACUUCUUUUAUCUACCUGAGAUGAUGAUGGACGAUCAUUUGACUGAUUCGACCAUCCACCGAGAUUUGAGUGAAUGCAUCCCACUUACAGAGCCACACGGCUUACCCAACUCAAAAUGUACACGCGUCUACGUUACUGGCCAUUGAUGGAAAUUGAACAAAGACAAAGAUCCCUCGUAUAGCAUAGGGGCAAGUGCUGUAGGCGAGCACAUAUGAAGGCCGACACGGCAUGCGACAGGGUGGGUGGCCAGCAACCACGCCUGGACCAGUCUAAACACGCACACACAACUCAGAUCCCCCGUAUAGCAUAGGGGCAAGUGCUAUAAGCGAGCACUUAUGAAGGCCGGCACGGCACACGAGGGGUGUGUGGCCUGCAACCACGCCUGGACCAGUCUAAACACGCACACACACAACUCAGAUCCCCCGUAUAGCAAAGGGGCAAGUGCUGUAAGCGAGCACCUAUGAAGGCCGGCACGGCACGCGAUGGGGUGGGUGGCCAGCAACCACGCCUGGACCAGUCUAAACACGCACACAGCUCACGCUAAAUGGACUGCAGUCUAACUUCCUUGGACCGAGCAGUGCAGUGCAGCACAUUUUUCCGACCUUCGGUUUCAGUGGUGUCGCGUGGUGAGCAUGGGCCCUGGUGAAAUAAAUUGUGAUGGGACUCGCCACUGUCCAAUUUUCCCCGCCUCUUCCGAACACGAUGCUACCUGGAGUCCCCUUCGGCCUCAGUGCAGCUGCACCGCCUGCACACUCCAUAUUUAAGGCCACUUGACCUGAGUGAUAAUGAUGAUGAUGAUUACGAUGACAAUGACGAGUGGACAUCGGCCAGGAAUUGAACUGGUCACCUCAAGGAACUGAGCUAAUAGCUGUCUGCAUGUUACGUAUGGUUGGCUUUAAUACGUCGUAGGUUUUCGCGACCCAAUAUUAUCCAUAAUACAGGGUAUUUUUUGGGGUUAAAUCGCGCAGAAUAUAAACGUGUCGUUAAACCCGCCCAACACCCGACACAGCUAAUUAGCAAAGUUUUUCAACGAAAACAGAACGUGCCAAUUAGUUACUAGUUCGGCACACCGUUUGAGUGUUGGAGAGUAAACCUGAAACAUUUACAAUUCAAGAAUUGUGACGUUUCGUUGGUAAUUACAAGUGACCUCGUCAGGCAACAGCCGCAGUUCUGGUUGUCGUGAUCUAACCCAAAAAACACCACCACCUCUCUUACAUAUCGUAGGCUGUAGCGUACGUUGAGCGCGACUGUCGACGAACUCCAUGCGACGGGGAGACCCCCAAAGUGGUUUGCGGGGAUAGGUGCCAAAGGCCCCAAUUUAGAGCCCGGGGCCGCCUCGCUUUAAAAGAGCCCCCCCCCACCCCCUCCACCUCCACAACGGGAAGGAGCCACGGGGGCCUGCCCCAGCAGCCUUUGGGCGGCCCCUUUCACUCUGGACCACGCAGCCCGCGGUCGCCGAUCGCAAUUGCAUUGGCAGUAAGUCGGCAACGACGUUUCGGAAUUAAUUUAGACGGCGAGUCUCUUUUUAAAUCCUUUAUAUUAAGUUCGCAUGCUUGCUUGCUUGCGUGCUUGCUUGCUUGCGUGCUUGCGUGCUUGCUUACGACCGUGCAAAUCUUUUGGUCGUUUUUUAACCCACUUCCCGUGAUCCAAUCGAGCUGACAUUUUGCACACAGACUCGUUGUGCGUGACAAUUUAUUUUCGUGAAAUUUUUUUUCCAAAAUGUUACACUUUUUAUGAAAAAAUAAAUUAUAUUUAAUUACCAAUUGCUUAAUGGUGGCAGGCAAUCAUCUGACCCAUAGGUGGCAGCCAUCUCAAGCCAGAGGACGAGAGGACUCUAGCCGCCACGCAUAUAAAGGAUUUAUAGUGAAAAACUUUGUUUUUACGGGUUAAUUUUUUACGACGUCAAGUGCAUUUUUUGUCGCGGUGGUAACCUCCGUUGUUUUAUCUAUCCGCGCUGUUCGCUGAGCGCGCGACGCAUUCCGAACUUCGCCUCCCGUGUGACCCCCCCCACCCCCCACGCACCACGACGGCCAUCCGACUCGCCACCCCCUCCCAGUGUUCUCACUUCGAAUACGAACGAGUUCACGGUACGCACCGCACGGGCCCGAUGAUUGGUAAACGCGUCCUCGCUCCGAUUUUACGAAACCACUAAACUCGUUAUUCGGUUAUGCCGCUGUUUCUGCGUUGGCAGAGGUGCACAGGCACAAUUAACGAACAACAACGCUGCCGUCUUAAAAGAGAAAGCACAAUAUUUAAUAAGUGACGUUUCGUGCAGUGGUCCUUCUUCAUAUCACACUGCCAGCGCUGUACUAUCACCAAAUAAGAAGCCGUGUGGGUUAGCGUACAGUGUGGAUCUCAACAAUGACCAUUUCCGUUAAGUAAGUAAUUACGCGCUGAUUGCACCCGAUGAUUGGUAAACACUUCCCACGUGAUGUUACAGCGAGCGGAUUCUAUUUAAAAUCGAAGUCGCGUGCGUGUAGACAAGCGUGUCCCCACAGCGACCAACUGUUCACCGUCAAAAUGCAAAUCCAAGUCGUCACGCGUCGUACGAGCCGGAUGAUUGGUGAACUACACGUGGCUUGACGUAAAGAGCACUGCUGACUCUCUAUUUAAGACAAAAAAACUCAACACAUUUGUCAAUAACACCGGGGCCUUAAAGGGGGAAAAAAUAUAUAAUAGGCGACCUUUCGGCCUAUUAUAUAUUUUCCCCUUUAAGGUCACGGUGUUAUUGACGAAUGGGUUGAGUUUUCUUGUAUUGUGAAUUGUGCUUAUACGGCACUGCCAACGCAGUAGCAUCACCAAAUCAUUUAUUUAAGUCACAUUUCAUUCGUUUGUUUAUGCACGCACGUGUGUUCGUGUGCCGACCUUCAUAGGUGCCGCUCGCUAACAGCACUCGCCCCAACAGCCUGGUCAGGCUAUACGGGGGAUAUUUGUCUUCGUUCACGCGGUUUCCACGUUGCAUAGAGAUGCGCAUGCUUGAUUCGAAUGCUCUCCACGCCAUGUGGGAUGUGUUUAUACCAAACCAUCCGGUGCGUGCAGCGUUUAAGUAGAAAGGUUUAUUGAAACGUUAGUUUAGGUGGAGAAGACUUUUGUUAGACGUGGGUCUCGUGGGGAAUUUGUUAAACCGUGCCCGGUUAAGUCAUGCCGCACACUGCAUUCACGAGCCGAAAACGCGCGUUUUAUUUCUCCAUAAAUCUGGCCGUCGCCUGAUGAUGCUGGUUGUAAUUACUGGCGAAACUUCGUACUCGGAUUUUUUAUGUUGUGGGUUUACUCUCCAACACACCGGUGUGCUGUACUGGUAACGAAUUGGCAUGCUUUGUUUUACGUGACUAACCUCACUAAUUGGCUGUGUCGGGUAGUGGGCGGGUUCAACGACACAUUUAUAUUUACGCGAUAUAACCCAAAAAAAACCUCUAUUAUGGAAAGUGUAUUUUAUCAUCACUAAAACGGCUUUUUGGUGCUCUUUACGAGGUGUGCUAUGAACUCAUGGACAUGCCCCUGCUGCCACGUUUGUCCAAUCGGUAGAGCCCCUAAACGUCUCCGUUAUUCACCCAGGUGCUGUUGAUUGCUGGCCGUUUGGCGUUCAAUGGUCAUGUGGCUCAGCAACCCUGAUUUAUCCAUGGGACUCUCCCCCACCCCCCACCCCGAUAUCAAGAUGAUGAAAAGAGAAGAUGCGUUAUUGCCCUUUCCGGCAAGAAUACGGGACGUGUUGAAGAUGUUUAAACACCAAACUGACACCUUUAUCGCGAGGCGCCAAGUCUGCAUUGACCACACAUCAUGCUCGUGGCAGUUGUCCAUUUGGUAUUUGGACAUCUUACCACACCGGUAUUCUUAGAUUUUUUUCAUAACCUUCAUUUACCCCCCCCCCCCCCCCCCCGGUUCAGUCUGCAACUUUGUACCAGAUCGUUAAAAUGUCACUCGUAUAACAACGAAAGCCGGUUUGCUACAACAGCAAAAAACUAAAUCAACCGGCACAUUUGCGAACGUGACAACUGAUUCGUUAGGCUGUGCCGGGUGGUGGAGGGUUAUUGCAGUAAUUGACAUUGGAACGAUCUGACAC